GUUUUCGAGUAUUUUGAUUUUGGAAACAAGAAACAACUGAAGAUUUUUAAUAAUUAUUCUUAAAAGGCAACAUUUUAAGUAAAGGGAAUUGAAUCAUAACAAAUUAAUAAAUUGUUUUCGUAAUUCUUGAAAAAGAAAAGUUUGGCAAUGGAUUGGGAAGAUGAAAAUUUAUCCGACAACAGAGAACAUCGUAAUAAUGUUAUUCACUACAUUUUAAACAAUAGUUCCAGUAAAAUUCCUAUAAAACAUACCGAGAUUGUUGCUCGGGCUCUGAAUGGAAAGCCCGCUUUGUUAAAUCAAGUUAUGCCGGCAGUAAAGGAAGCCCUUGAGAAUACUUAUGGAAUUCUAUUGAAAACCGUGCCGGAAACAAAAAGUGGAAAACUAUACAUAUGUGUGUCCAAAUUUACGGCAGUAUCCAGCAACGAAUAUAAUGAAACUCAACGUUCCCAACUAACACUUUUGUUUUUAGUCCUUUCCUAUAUAUUCAUGAGGGGAAUUCCAGUUUCACAAGAUUUCCUAGAAGAAUUCCUUAAAGGGUUGCAUAUUUAUUUUGAUAAAACUCAUCCAUAUUUCGGAUCAAAUAUUAAAAAACUCAUAACCGACACAUUUGUCAAACAACUCUAUUUAAAGAAAACCAAAAGUGAUAAGGAUGCAAUUGAAAAUGAACUCUUUUACACAUGGGGUUAUAGAAGUGAAGAAGAAUUUUCAAAAAAAGACGUGCUAGAUGCAGUUUCAAAGUUGCUAAAUAAACCAGCUAAACAAUUUGUUCUGCAGUACUUGCAAGCAAACUCUGAUGAAGCAGUAAAUUAGUGCAACCAAUUCUUUUUUUGUUAUAUCUUUGGUCUAAGAAAAUAUUCAUUUAAUAAU
This is a messenger RNA of Eupeodes corollae, 867 nucleotides long. RefSeq names its product melanoma-associated antigen D2 (gene MAGE). Gene Ontology annotation, cellular component: nucleus. NCBI's taxonomy places the organism in Eukaryota, Metazoa, Arthropoda, Insecta, Diptera, Syrphidae. The coding region runs from base 148 to 810 and encodes 220 amino acids. The transcript has 5 exons. The record is from RefSeq and is a predicted model, not a curated record.